UCGGUAGCAGCACCUUAAUUUUUUUUAAUACAAAAUUCUGUACAAAAGUGAUUCUAAAUAUCCAUUCAUACUUUCAUACAGAAGCUCAGUUUAUAAUACCACCUGUGUAAAACGUGUGAAAAUAACAUAAGUCAAUGUACGGUGUAGUGCGGUAUUAUUGAGUAAUAAUCGCAAAAAACAUUAAGUAUUUAUAUGUAUGUUUUCUAAUAAAAAUACGUCUCCUUUACCAAAAUGCACGAAGAAACCAUUGUUAGCACGCGCAUGGACCGCGAACUUCGCAAGAGAGUCAUACAACCGGGUGACUACACAAUAGUGCCUUAUGAAGAUUCGCGUUGUAAAAUCAAAUUAUCGGAAGUGAAAUGCACCAAUAAAGGUGGAGAAGAUUGCGAAAUAGACCCGGAUAGCGUUAUAUUCAGCGAUGACUUUCCAGGAAUACUUCUAAUUGGAGAUAGCGACAAUUUUAUAGACAAAGAUAUAGAGCUUAUUUUGCAGCAAAUGUGUAGUGGUGAGAAGAGUGCAGUGAGUUUGACGUACAGAGACAAUGAUGAGAAUUUAGUAAAACAGGUCAGCUGCAACAUAGAGCUGCUGGAAGUGACUGAGGAACAGGUGAUCAGCGACUGGUCAUGGCAGAGGCUGCAUGAGGCAGCAAUGCAUCAUAAGGAGCAAGGAGUAUUAUUAGUGAAGCAGAAACGGUUACCAGAUGCUUUCAGAAGGUUUAGCAAGGCCCUCAAGUUGGUGGUGGCCGUAGAGCCAGCGACUGAGUAUAAGGAAAUCACAGAUUUGAGGGUAAAACUCUACAAUAACUUAGCGCACAUCCAAUUGGAAUACAAUGAGUACUCAGCAGCGUAUGACUUGUGCAACCGGGCCCUAAAGUACGAACCAGACAACAUAAAAGCUUUAUAUCGGAGAGGCCUUGCACGAGUCGGCUUACAUGAAUAUGAGGACGCGUGGAAGGACAUAAAUACAGUUCUACGGAUAGACGCUAACAAUAAAGCGGCUCAACAGAAGAUCAAGGAGUUGAAACUAAUUCUUGAAAAUAUGAAUAAAAAUUACAAUAGUGUUAUUAAGAAAAUGUUUAGAUGAUUUCUUUUGUAAUAAGUGUUUAGAUAGAUAAAUAUAAGAGUACGU
Molecule: messenger RNA, 1128 nt
Organism: Hyposmocoma kahamanoa
Lineage: Eukaryota; Metazoa; Arthropoda; Insecta; Lepidoptera; Cosmopterigidae
Product: FK506-binding protein-like
Exons: 4
Coding region: 232-1083 (283 amino acids)
Molecular function (GO): protein binding
Source: RefSeq, a predicted model, not a curated record